UAAUGGCGGGUCGCCGGGUCAUGACUUUUACAGGCCUCGUUCCUAUUUACUACCUCUCUCAGACUCAACGUUCUCCAUUGAAGCGUUCUCCGUUGAAUCUUAUCCUUGUAUCCCCCAUUGAAGCAGCUUCUAAGGGCGGCUGGGCUCCUGCCUGCCUCAGGGACGGGCCUGUCUCUCCUCCAUUGAAACAUACUCUCAACUCUCCAUUAAAGCUUCUUCUGAGGUUACUCUCUUCCAUUAAAGCACCGUAUGAGGAUUUUGUUGAUAAAAUUCUUUAAUGUUGGGACUAAUGUGUGAAAAUGGGGUUUUUCUCCCUGGAACUAAAGUGGCUGCCCCUCCUGCUCUUUGUCCGGAUCGGGCUUGGGCUUCUUCGUCUGUUACUUUCAAAUCAGAUAACAGCAAGAAACUUCUCUCUUGCAAAGCUUCCAUUGAUGCUCCUAAUUCUUCAAUCAAGAGUGAGACUAAGGCUUUGGUUGUACAAGGUGUGUCUGAAAAGGUUGUGGGUGUUUUGGGAGGUGGGCAGCUUGGUCGCAUGUUAUGCCAAGCUGCAUCAGAAAUGGCUAUCAAAGUAGCUAUUUUGGACCCCUCUGAGAACUGCCCUGCUUCUCCUUUCUCACAUUAUCAUAUGGUUGGGAGCUUUGAUGACAGUACCACAGUUGAGGAAUUUGCAAAAAGAUGUGGAGUUUUGACAGUGGAGAUUGAGCAUGUUGAUGUUGCCACCCUUGAUAAGCUUGAACGACAAGGAGUUGAUUGCCAACCCAAAGCCUCUACCAUUAGGAUAAUUCAGGAUAAAUACCUUCAGAAGCUACAUUUUUCUCGACAUGGGAUCCCUUUGCCUGAGUUUAUGGAGAUAGAUAAUGAUGAAAGUGCUAGGAGUGCUGGAAAGCUAUUUGGUUAUCCUCUUAUGAUCAAGAGUAAAAGGCUUGCCUACGAUGGACGUGGUAAUGCUGUUGCUAAGUGUGAAGAAGAUCUCACUUCUGCAGUCAGUGCUCUAGGGGGAUAUGAGCGAGGCUUGUACGUCGAGAAAUGGGCUCCAUUUAUAAAGGAAUUGGCAGUCAUUGUUGCAAGAGGAAGAGACAAUUCUGUCUUGUGCUAUCCUGUUGUUGAAACUAUACACAAGGAGAAUAUUUGUCACAUUGUUAAGGCUCUAGCUGCUGUACCAUGGAAAGUAAGAAAACUAGCCACUGAUGUUGCACAUAAAGCUGUAAGUUCUUUGGAAGGUGCAGGAGUCUUUGCAGUAGAAUUGUUCUUGACGGAGACUGGAGAGAUUUUGCUUAAUGAAGUAGCUCCCAGACCGCAUAAUAGUGGACAUCAUACUAUUGAAUCAUGUUAUACCUCUCAAUAUGAGCAGCAUUUGCGAGCGGUUAUUGGUCUUCCACUUGGUGAUCCAUCUAUGAAGACACCAGCUGCAAUCAUGUAUAACAUAUUAGGAGAAGAUGAGGGGGAACCAGGUUUCCGUAUAGCUCAUGAACUCAUGACAAGAGCUCUAGCUUUGCCAGGGGCGUCUGUUCAUUGGUAUGACAAAUCAGCAAUGAAAAGGCAACGCAAGAUGGGUCACAUCACUAUUGUUGGCUCUUCUAUGGGCAUUGUGGAGGGACAUCUGAAAUCCUUGUUGAAAGACGACAACCCGGAUGAUGCAGUCUCAGCUCGAGUUGGAAUCAUUAUGGGAUCCGAUUCAGACCUUCCCGUCAUGAAAGAUGCCUCCCGGAUCUUAAAUAUGUUUGGAGUGGCACAUGAGGUCAGAAUUGUUUCUGCACACAGGACUCCAGAUAUGAUGUUUUCAUAUGCUACAUCUGCUUGGGAACGAGGUAUCCAAGUUAUCAUUGCUGGUGCUGGUGGUGCAGCUCAUUUGCCAGGAAUGGUUGCAGCACUUACUCCAGUACCAGUAAUUGGUGUCCCUGUGCGUGGUUCCGCACUGGAUGGAAUGGACUCACUCUUGUCAAUUGUUCAGAUGCCUAGAGGGGUUCCUGUUGCAACGGUUGCAAUAAACAAUGCUACAAAUGCUGGGCUUCUCGCAGUGAGGAUGCUGGGUGUUGCUGAUUCGGACUUGACCUCUAGAAUGGCCCAGUAUCUUGAAGAUGCUAAAAAUGAUGUGUUGGUAAAGGCUGAAAGACUACACAAAGAUGGGUGGGAAGCUUAUUUGAACAACUGAGAAAUGUUCUCUCAUUAUCAAAGGGGGAAAUUGUUGCACAUCAAUAAACUACAUCCCCAAAGAACAUGGACUCACGGAGUGAACAUAGAUGUGCGAUUCUUUUGCGGCGAGGAGCAGGCUAGGAUGCCACCACAAGCAACUCAUACCAAGCUAUAAAAAUUGAAGGAUGAGAGUGCGUAUGAUGAUGAGCCAUCACUCGUGUGUCGGAAAACAUAAGAAAUCCCUUAAAUCAUGAGAUGGAUACUAAAGAGAUGUUUUAGAGGUGUAUUGCAUUAUACAAAAAGACAUCCUGUAGUUUGGAAUACUCCAAAGCCCAUUUAGAAAGAAGGUAGGGACAAAGCACAAAGUGGGUUAACCCCAUGAAAAAGCUACUGUACUAUUCUAUCUUCUGUAUCUUAUUUUCCAAUGCGUAAAAUGUACAAUUUUGGCACGUAAUAAUCAUUAGUUGGCCCCUAAA
This is a messenger RNA of Chenopodium quinoa (quinoa), 2609 nucleotides long. Its product is annotated as phosphoribosylaminoimidazole carboxylase, chloroplastic-like. Gene Ontology annotation, molecular function: ATP binding; phosphoribosylaminoimidazole carboxylase activity; metal ion binding. Gene Ontology annotation, cellular component: chloroplast. The transcript is spliced from 18 exons. The coding region runs from base 278 to 2152 and encodes 624 amino acids. Gene Ontology annotation, biological process: 'de novo' IMP biosynthetic process. Lineage: Eukaryota; Viridiplantae; Streptophyta; Magnoliopsida; Caryophyllales; Amaranthaceae. The record is from RefSeq and is a predicted model, not a curated record.